AUGCAACUCAAACAAAUCAUCUUCUCUUUGGCUUUGUUCUUUAUUGCUUUCCAAGCUGUUGAAGCAAAGACACGUUAUUUUAUGUGGUGUGGAGAUACCGCAUCAUUGGAUUCUACUGCUCCAAGUUAUGAUUGUGGAACAAGCACCAACUGGUAUUACUUUGGUAGUGAUAUGCCUGCUGUUGGUGGUAAAUGGGCUUAUUACAAUCCUGAUAGUCAAUACAUUCAACCUUUCAUUCAAUGUUGUCAAGAUGCUGGAAAGAACGCUUACACCUCCAAUGUUGAUUGGGACAACUACACUGGUAUCGCUUCCUUGGCUGGUGACAUCGCCGGUAUCCUCAGUCUGGCUAUCGCUUUGGCAGUGAAUGGUGUCUUACUUUGCCUUUAUUGGUUCUUGUCAUUUUCUGUUUCUCUGUGGAAUAGAAUGAUAAAUGACGUGAAACUGGAUCAGUUGAAUGGGUAUAAAAUAAGAAUGGAUGAUCGGCGGCUUUCAACUGAAUGGGUGUAGUACAGGAUCAACAGGAUGGGAGUACAACAACACCAAUAAAUUGGAUCAACGACAGAAUUCUACUAGACAAGAAAGGCAACUUAAUUUGGCGAAAUUAUCCUUUUUGGCGAUCUUUUCUGUUUUGGUGAACCUCUUCUUCAUCUGGAUGUUAUUGUUCCCGUU
Messenger RNA from Halteromyces radiatus, 669 nucleotides. RefSeq lists its product as uncharacterized. NCBI's taxonomy places the organism in Eukaryota, Fungi, Mucoromycota, Mucoromycetes, Mucorales, Cunninghamellaceae. Bases 1 to 507 code for a protein of 168 amino acids. The transcript is spliced from 3 exons. The record is from RefSeq and is a predicted model, not a curated record.